This is a messenger RNA of Trichomonas vaginalis G3, 664 nucleotides long. RefSeq names its product organellar and viral DNA polymerase type B. The annotation marks the transcript as partial. The transcript has a single exon. The record is from RefSeq and is a predicted model, not a curated record. Lineage: Eukaryota; Parabasalia; Trichomonadida; Trichomonadidae.
AUGUUAGCAACAACAGCACCAAACUCGUUAGUCAUGAACCCAACUUCAAUGUUAGUAGAGAUGAAAAGCUUCAUUCCUUCUUCAUAUACUUUCGAAACAGAAAUCCAGAAGAUAAAGCAAGAACUUCUCCAAGGAGAUUUAGACUGUAGUGCGAAAGAUGAAACAAAUGAAGAAUAUCUUUAUGAAAUGCAGGAUAUUAUUGACCAUCUACCUAAACUUCCUGAAAUACAACAACAAAAGCUCACUAUUCCAGAAUUCGAUGAAAUAGAAGUCAAAGCAACUGACUCAGUAGAAACCAAGAAGUUCAUACGUAAGGUAAACUAUGAGUUUCUUGGAUUUCAUUGCAACCACAAAGUCAUGGACAAAGAUUGCGACAUGUUAUAUAAAAAUGUUUCUGACAUAUACAAAUCUGAAGAAUUUAAGACCUACGACAACUUUGUUUCGUUAGUUGCAAAAUGUGUAUGGCAGAUAAGAGAUAAAGAUAAAAGAGGUAAAGUAUGGAACGAACAGAUAAAACCAGCAACUUUUGAGUUAAAGAAAACCAUUGACGCCUUAGUUGUACUUGCAGGUUUUAUUUCAAUGUACAAUGCUAAAAUGAACCCACAAUGUUCAAAAUGUAAAGCAGCAAUGAGGAAAUAUAACUACUCCGUCAAAGAGAUAGAAC